This is a messenger RNA of Rhizopus microsporus ATCC 52813, 1449 nucleotides long. Its product is annotated as HCP-like protein. The record is from RefSeq and is a predicted model, not a curated record. Bases 1 to 1449 code for a protein of 482 amino acids. Gene Ontology annotation, biological process: ERAD pathway. The transcript is spliced from 5 exons. Gene Ontology annotation, molecular function: protein binding. Lineage: Eukaryota; Fungi; Mucoromycota; Mucoromycetes; Mucorales; Rhizopodaceae. Gene Ontology annotation, cellular component: endoplasmic reticulum membrane.
AUGCAAGUAGCCGAACGUACUCAGGAUGAAAUGCUUGGUGGUGAACCGAUCCAAGUCCCAGCCUUUCUUGGAAUGACCGAACAACAGUCUCGUUUACUGGUUGCCUUGUACAAUGAAACCGAUCCUGAAUUUGCUAAACAGAUGCCUACCGCCUUACCUAUUGCUGCUCAACAACUUGCGAGUGAAUAUGAAAAACGAAACAGUGUUGGCAAAAAGCUUGAACGAGCCAACAGCAGAUGGUCGGAUGAAUACAAGCUAUUUGAUCAAAUACAACGAGAAGCUGUUGAAAAGUUGUCAACGACCGAUAUGAAUAUUGAUAAAGCAGCACAAGGUUUGAGAUUGGCAGAAGAGGAUGACAGUCCAGUGCAUGAUCUUGUCAUGGGUAGUUUAUUGUACGGAGGUAUUCGUCGAGAGCCAUCAGGACCUGAUGAUCAUGCAUCCAUGAGUCCUGUGGCCAGUCCCAAUUUUGAAGGCGCUAAGCAUCUGUUGGUAAGAGCAUUUGAAAAGGGAUACACGAUGGCAGCUGUUCAGAUCGGAUCAAUCUAUAUGCAAGAGGAAAAAUUGGCAGGAGGUAAAAAUUUGAAUGGCCAAGAUCCAAAGGUACUGGCUUAUCAGUGGUACAAGAAGGCUGCAGAUUUGUCCAACCCAAUGGCUUGCCAUAAAAUUGGCUAUUUCUUGGAACAAGGCAUUGGAUGUGACAAGAAUCUUCAAGAAGCGAUCGAGUAUUAUAAAAAGGCAUUUGAAGAAGGAUAUCCUGAUUCAGCGCAUAAUUUGGGUAUCAUCCAUCAAGGAUUCACCAACGAAACAAGUGCUUUUAGAGAUAUAAAGAAAUCCAUCGAAUACUUUGAAAGAGCCAAGCAAUGGGGUUACUCACCAUCAUGCAAUGCACUGGGCAGAAUGUAUUUGUUGAUGUCAAAGAAUGCUGAACUUGCCAAAGAGGCAGGCGAUCCAGGCAGUGAACCAGAGGAUUAUGUAGUGACUGGCAUUGAUUUGAUGGAAGAUGCGGCCAAUAACGGAGACGCAGAUGCCAUGUUGAUGCUUGGUUUAAUAUUUGGGUCCAAGGAUUAUGGACUUUAUGAUAUGGACAAAGCACAAAACUAUAUGGAACUUGCUUUGGUCCGUGGCGAUCUUCAAGCUUACAAUUACCUUGUUCGCAUCUUGCGAGCCAAGAUGGCAGCAAGGAUUGCCUUAGAGAACGAAAACAUGGAAAACUUUGAACAACUGAGUGAAGUAGAUAAGGAAAAGCUAAUUCGUCAGUUGGCUAAGGAAGGAGACAACUCUAUUCAUAAACAGUGUGCUAAUCCAAUGUGUGAAAAGAGAGAAGAAGAACCAGGCAGUUUCAAACGCUGUGGAAGAUGCCAACGAGUUGCCUACUGUUCCCGUGAUUGUCAGAGGGAGCAUUGGAAGACUGGUCAUAAGGUUGUUUGUAAAUCACCAGACCAACAAUAA